Closterium sp. NIES-67 is the source of this 1533-nucleotide messenger RNA. The record is from the annotation of a GenBank genome assembly. Lineage: Eukaryota; Viridiplantae; Streptophyta; Zygnematophyceae; Desmidiales; Closteriaceae.
UCCUGACGGCUUUCUCAGGUCGUUAAAGCCCAGGUCCCAAGUUGCAAGCCGUAGACUACUUUCUUCUCACGCUUCACUCUCCGCACAGCCGCCGUCUUAGUCGCCGGCUCGCGUGCUCGCUUCUUCCUGUUCUGUUCUGUUUCGUAUUUUACACUUCUCUCCGAGCGCGUGCAAUCUUGUUGUUGUGGAGGCACUGGCCAUGGCGUCGCCCUCUCUUCACCUCUCAUCCACACCUAACCUUAGACGGAUGUUAAGUGCAGCGCUAGAGACGCUGGGGACCGUUCCUGCAUCUCAGAUCGCCGAUCGGACGGUUGCCGGUGAUUUCGAUGGAUCCGCACCGUCAGAAAUGUCAGUGAUGUUAAAACAGUACGCGUUCUCUAAAGAUGACGAUGCGAUUCCGUACGCCGUUGUUCGCGCCGCGUGGGCCGCUUUACGCCAACACCGAUCAGAUACCGGCCUUAGCGAAGGGACUGGUAACCGAACGACUGGUCAAAUUUCGCCGAGUUACAACUGCGAGACGAGCGAAACGAACGAAUUAGGAGCUUCGGGCGUUACUCGUCAAGGCGAUCGGACUCUGAACACCAGUGACGCAUUUACAAAGGAUACCAGGAAUGAUACCAGGAAUGAUACCAGGAAUGAUACCAGGAAUGAUACCAGGAAUGAUACCAGGAAUGAUACCAGGAAUGACAACAGCAAUGAUACGAAUACCAUCUCUUCUUCUUCUGCUACUGUCACGGCUAGCAGCGACACCGCCGACAGCGGCAAGAGCCCUGGUUGGCUUCUGCACGAGGUGCUGCAAGGCUGCCACGUGUUGCUGCCUGCUCCACCCGAGCCUCCGAAGAAGAGCGCAGAGUUGCAAGCUCGUCUGGAUGUUUUGAAGGAAGCGGAGGAGCAGCGGAGGUACAGAGAUCUCGUCAGAGACGUGCUGCCAGGAGGAGGGAAGGGGCGAAGAGCGGCUGGAUGUGGAGGUGCUGAUGAUGAUGAUGAUUUUGGAGGGCAGGGGGGGAGCUCGUACCUUUCAUCGUACCGGGAGCAGCUAGGGUUUGGUAUGCAUGUGGUGGGUGUCAUGUUCACCUGCUACCUUGUUGGCCACUUUGCAGCUUCUGCUCUGAUCAAAGACCAACCUGCUCUGCAUCCAAUGGGAGGUGCGGUGGGUUUGAUAUUCGGCAUGAUGCUGGAGACGACACUCUUCAUCAUCCGGACAACUCAGCUCGAGGAGAAGCAGGCAAAGCAACGCAGCAAAAAGGCCGCUAGGAAGCAGGGAGGCCCGCCAUUGUCUGCUGCGCGGGAUGCAAGCAAAGGCAAUUCUGAGGUUACGGGUAGUGUGCCUAAGGAUUCGGAGGAGUUGGAUGCGGUGCGGCAGGAGUUGAUUGAACUGGCAGGGAGACGGAAGGAAGGAGCUGAUUCCUCGGCCACUUCAGGAGGGUCUGUAAUGAGGAGGCGAAGUGUGAGGCAAUAUGGGGGUGACUGAUUCUGCAGCUUGUGUAAACUAAACACUCUUGUCAAUAGUUGCAGCUGUUUCACAUCAACCAG